GAGAGACUCUCAGCCAGGAACAUGGGGACGCUCUUUCUCCUCUUAUUCACACUGGAGCGUUUUUCUGCUUUGAGUGGCUUUCUGAUCGCACACACUACUAAAGGCUUGUGUCUGAGCGCGCAUGUGAGUGUGGUGGUGCUGAGGAUGUGUGAUGAGAGCGACCCGUCUCAGCAGUGGAUCUGGACCGGCGACAGGAGACUCAACCACACGCUGCUGUCCCGGUGCCUGUGGGCCAAUCAGAGCGCCGCCGUCCCGCACCACGCUCGUCUGGUCAAGCUCAGCGUCUGCCACACCGCACCCGCGUGGAUGUGCUACGACAGCCCAGGGGUCUUCGGACUGGCAGAGACGCCGCUGUUCCUGAAGAAGCAGGGUGUGCGGGUGGUGGUGCGCUCCAAGCAGAGCUACUCCAACUGGUCUAUGAUGACGGUGGACUCUGAGGGCCGACGGGUGACCGCGUCUCUCUGCGCCCACACAGGCCCAUCCACAGUGUCAACAGUGAUAUCCACAGGAGAAAUCACCACUCGGACAGUCCCUCUCAUGACCCAGCACACUGUCAGAAGCAGAAUGAAACGGACCACCACAACUGGUCUAGGUGAUCUGACGGCAUUCACAGCCGAAACAGACCUGAAGGAGAACUUCACUCAAAUGCUGGAGACAGAAUCACCCUAUGAGGACACUGAUGUGUCCUCCACUGCUCUGAUGGAGACCAGAACCCUUCAUGUACCUCAGAACUUUACCCAGAACAGGCUCUACGUGAGCUCAGAUAUUUCGAAGCAGACCCAUAACCCUCCGUUUUCUCAGAAGGGGUUGACACUCUCCACAACGGAUGCUGAGCCUUUAGUUUCCUCCGAUGCAAGCGCUGAAGCUCAGACCCCUCUAGAUUCUCACACAGGACCGUCGGAAGGUAACAGCAUCCGCACUGAAGCAGAUCGUGCAUCGACUGAGAGCUUACCAGUGUCAAACACAGAUGGCGCAUGGACAAAUGCCACAACCAGACACUCAAAGAUCACCAAAGACGUUCAGACCAUGUUGCCACUCAAAACCAGAACGACUCGAGCAAUUACUGAAGUUCUUACCAGUACAGAUACUAGAUCUGCUCCAGACAUUAGUUCUGCCAGAGCUAGAGCAAGUGCCACGACCUCUCUGACGGCCCCGCACACAUCUACACCUGCCCUGGACACAGACACAUUGAUAUCAGCGACUGCAACCACUGCUACAGCUGUAGAAAUGAGCAGAUCUCCCAUGGUACUCAUCAGCACUGGUGCACCCAGCACUAAAGAAUUAUCUCCUCCAGUGUCUACAGUCACUCAUUCAGUGUCUACAGUCACUCAUACAGCGUCUACAGUCACUCCUACAGCGUCUACAGUCACUCCUACAGCGUCUACAGUCACUCCUACAGCUUCUAGACUCCCUCCUAUAACGUCUACAGUCCCUCCUACAACAUCUACAUUCACUCCUCCAGCGUCUACAGUCACUCCUACAGCGUCUACAGUCACUCCUACAGCGUCUACAGUCACUCCUAUGGCGUCUACAGUCACUCCUCCAGUGUCUACAGUCACUCCUACAGCGUCUACAGUCACUCCUAUGGCGUCUACAGUCACUCCUCCGGUGUCUACAGUCACUCAUAUGGCGUCUACAGUCACUCCUCCGGUGUCCACAGUCACUUCUACGGUGUCUACAGUCACUCCUCCGGUGUCCACAGUCACUUCUACGGCGUCUACAGUCACUCCUCCGGUGUCCACAGUCACUUCUACGGUGUCUAUAGUCACUCCUCCAGUGUCCACAGUCACUUCUACGGUGUCUACAGUCACUCCUCCGGUGUCCACAGUCACUUCUACGGUGUCUACAGUCACUCCUCCGGUGUCCACAGUCACUUCUACGGCGUCUACAGUCACUCCUCCGGUGUCCACAGUCACUUCUACGGUGUCUACAGUCACUCCUCCGGUGUCCACAGUCACUUCUACGGCGUCUACAGUCACUCCUCCGGUGUCUACAGUCACUCCUCCGGUGUCUACAGUCACUCCUACGGCGUCUACAGUCACUCCUACAGCAGCCACUACAUCAACGUUUGAACCGACGGAGGCCGUCAGGUGUCUGGUGAACGUAACCGCAGCCAGUAUUCAUAUGGAUUAUUGUGUAAUCAAUUUCACAACACCUGGAAAAUCCUGCAGCUUCAUCAUGACGGAUGCUUCUCACUUCACAAGCUGUUCUGAAGACGCGGAGAGACCGCACCGGUACACAUGCCGGAUAGUGGGUCUGAUUCCCGGUGAGACCUAUGUGUUUGAGAUCAUUUCUGCGACGGACGGCGCUCGCUUAAACAUCACAGUUCAAACCGAUCCUGCUCCUGUCACAUCAUUGACUCUGCAGAGUAACGGCAGCCAGGACUCUCUCGAAGCCUUCUGGACUCCUGCAGUUGGACACAUGGAGAGCUACCAGCUGUGUCUGUCUCACUCAGGCUCCUUUGACCCGGCCUUCACCCUUCCUCCAGACGCUUCUCACUGGCUCUUCAGUGGCCUGACACCCGGACAGGUUUAUCAGGUGUCGGUGAAGACGAAGAGUGGAGAACGAACAGCUGAGAGCAGGACGACUGCAAGAACAGCUCCUGGACAGGCGGAUCAUCUGAAGCUGGAGGCUCUGAAUGAGAAGCUCCUGCGCUUGUCCUGGUCUCCUCCUGACGGCAGCUGGGAUGUCUACCGGAUCCUGUUGUUCAACGGCUCGUCUGUGCUGACGAACCGCACCGCUGACAGGAGUGUGCUGGAGCUCAGCUUCACGAACUGGACUCUGGUUCCGGGCCGGCUGUACCGGGCGUCCGUCAGUGUGGAGAGCGGAGGUCUGAGCUCGACCGCAGACUGCCACGGGAGACUAGCUCCCCGACCCGUCCAGUCGCUGACUCUCCGUCACAGUAGCGAGACGUCUCUGAGCGCUGUGUGGACCCGUCCUGUGGGCGAGUGGGACGACUACACCGUCCUGCUGAGGGACGCAGACUCCACGGUGGACAGAAGGACAUUAGCUGGAGACGUGCAGCAGUGCAGCUUUAGCAGCCUGACGCCUGGACACACCUACACCAUCACAGUCACCACCAAUAGUGGAGCUCUGAGUAGCUCCGCCCACGUCACAGGAACAACCAUGCCUGCACAGGUCACACACCUGCGGGUCAGUAAUGAGGGCCGCACAGACGCGCUGCAGGUGCGCUGGGACGCGGCGGUCGGAGAGGUGGAUCUGUACCGCGUGCUCCUCAUCCACGACAGCGUGGUCAUGAAGAACGAGAGCGUGCCGCCCAACGUCAGCUCCGUCCACUUCCAGGGCCUGAGGUGUGGCGCCCUCUACAGGACAGUGGUGACCACUGCGCUCGGCAGCGCCCUCUCACGCCAGACCGUGGCUGAUGGACGCACAGUUCCAGCCGCUGUGAGAGACGUGACGGUGAGCAACAACGGGCGCAUGGACUUCCUCAGCGUGUCGUGGAGAGCCGCUGAUGGAGACGUGGACAACUACUCUGUGACUCUGAGAGAUCAGGACAGAACCGUUCACACACUCACUGUGUCUAAGCUCAGCACAGAGUGUGUGUUCAAGUCUCUGGUGUCUGGACGUCUCUACAGCAUCUCCAUCGCCAGCCGCAGUGGAGAGUUUGAAAACCACACCGUGGUCCAGGGGCGCACACAACCCUCCACAGUGUUGAACCCUACGGCCACACACAUGGCUCGUGACGACCAUCUGAAGGUUUACUGGCGCCACGCGGCCGGAGACUUCGACUACUAUCAUGUCUCCAUCAAGCAUAACAAUAUCUUCCACCAGAACAAGACGGUCCCCAAGACUCAGAACGAGUGUGUGUUCAGCGGGCUGGUGCCAGGCCGACUCUAUACUGUGAUUGUCAGUACAUGGAGUGGGAAAUAUGAGUCCAGUGUCUCAACUCACGGAAGGACAUUGCCAGCAGGAGUGUGGAACCUCUCGCUAGCUGACAGCGGCACUGAGGAUCUGCUGGUGACGUGGGGUUCUCCUCCCGGAGAUGUGGAUCAUUAUGAGGUUCAGCUGCUCUUUAAUGACAUGAAGGUGUUUCCACCCAUCACACUGACCAGCAGCACGAACAGAUACCUGCUCUCUUCACUCACUCCUGGAAGACUCUACAAGAUCGUGGUGUCCACCUUCAGUGGGCCAAACCUCAGUGUGCAGGUCAUCAAAGGCAGAACUGUUCCCAGUAAAGUGAAGAACAUUCACAUCAGUAAUGGCGGUGAGAGCAGCAGCCUGAGAGUGAACUGGACGCCGGGACAGGGGGAUGUGGACCGGUACACUGUGUCCCUCUCUCAGAUGGGCGGCCCGGCUGAAGAGAGAUCAGUCCCUAAACAUGUGACUGAGAUGAGUUUCCAGGGGCUGUUGCCGGGACAGCAGUACAUGAUAACCGUUACAUCUAUUAGCGGAUCUCUGAUCAACAACAGCACAGAAACCGGACGAACAGUUCCCUCCGCGGUGCGGGCUCUACGGGUGGAGACCCAGCGCAGCUCGGCGGCUCUGCUGGUGUCCUGGCAGCCGGCUCCAGGGGUGUACGACAGCUACCGGCUGCAGGUCCUGGAUGACAGAGGAACGCUGGUGGCUAAUAACUCUCAGACCGCAGAAUCCAGUCAGCAUUACCUCCGACAGCUGACGCCGGGGAAGAAGUACCGCAUCCGGAUGCAGACCGUCAGCGGAGGAGUCAGCAGCGACGAUGCCGUGGCUGAGGGCAGAACCUGUCCAGCUUCUGUUAAUGAGCUGUCGGUCUUCAGCAACACCACCACAAGCCUGUCGUUCCGCUGGGCUCCGCCGGACGGGGAGUUUGAGGGGUUUGAUGUUCUUCUGUAUAACGGAGAUGAAAGCUUGCAUGAUCAGAAACCAGGACUGGCGAGCAUGCGGGACUGCUCUUUCCAUGACCUUCGACCCGGGGCGCCGUACAAGGUGGUGGUUCUGACCCGCAGUGGAGAUCAGACCAACGACACAUCACUCUGGGCCCGGACAGUGCCCGCGGCUGUGUCGUUCUUGCGUGCGGACAGCAGGAGAAGCUCUGAGAGCCUGUGGUUGAGCUGGAAGCAGGCGGGGGGUGAAGUGAGCCGCUACACUCUCCUGAUCUACAACCCCGACGGGACUCCUCACGCUCAGCACAGUCUGGCCGAGAGCCGGAGUCAUCAGUUUCAGGGCCUGGUGUCUGGGCGACUCUACCGGGCGGUGGUCCUGACACACAGUGGAGAUCUCUCUAACAUGGCAGCUACUGACGGCAGGACGGACCCUAGGCCUCCGGUCUCAUUCUCCUUUGGGGAAAUCACAAACACCUCACUGGAGAUGACCUGGAGCGGUCCAGAACACACUGAUUAUGAUGACUUCGACCUUCAGUGGAUCCCCAGGGACUCUCUGUCCGUGUUCAACCCCUACCAGAGCCCCACAUCCGGCAGCCGGAUCCUUAAGGGCAUGUUCCCUGGCCGGCGGUACAACAUCAGCCUGCGUACGGUCAGCGGCGCUGGAUCCCACAACCCCAGCUACAGCCGUCCCAUCGACAGCAGCAUCAGGACAAGGCCCGUGCGUGUCCAGGACCUGCACUGCCGUCCGCAGAACUCCUCCGCCAUCGCCUGUUCCUGGACUCCUCCAGAAGCCGACUUCGACUCCUACACCAUCGAGUGCUCCCGAAAGGACUCGCAGAGAAUGGUGUACUCGCGGCGCACGCUCAAAGAAAACACCGUCUAUCUGAUCAAAGAUCUGGAGCCUCACAAACACUACAUGGUCUCUGUCAAAGUCAUCUCUGACAGCAUGACCAGUGAGGCGGUCGUGGAGAAUGUGGUGACGAUGAUUGACCGUCCACCUCUGCCCUUCACUCGAGUUGAGGAGAACACAGUUCAGAUCACCAAGUCCACCAUAUUCUUCCAGUUCAACUGCAGCUGGUUCAGUGACAUCAACGGCGCGGUGAAAUUCUUCACCAUCAUUGUCACCGAAUCUGAUGACAGUGUAAACCAGCAGCCAGACCAGCAUCAUCCUCUUCCAUCAUACCUGGACUACCGGUCCAACAGCUCUGUCAAAGCGUAUCAGACCAGCUUCAUCCGCAGCCACUGUGACGAAAGCCAGAGCUCUACACAGGAGAUAGAGGUCCAUCUGGGGUCAGGCAUGGAGAGUCUAGGAGGACGGUGCGAUCAGAAACCACUGGCCAGUGCAACUCAGGGUCAGCUUUUCUUCUGCGAUGGGCCACUGAAACCCAAGACUUCAUACAGACUCAGCGUUCGAGCGUUUACCAAACUUUUUGAUGAGGACCACGAAGAGUUUCUCUCUCCGCUCUUCACGGAUACGUACCUGUCCCAGCCCUUCGUGACAGACGCAGAGCCGCUGAGUGGGGUCAUCGAAGGGGUUAGCGCUGGACUCUUCCUCAUCGCCACCAUGGUGGGAUUAAUUGUCCUGCUGAUCUGCAGGCAGAAAGUCCACAAAAUGAGUGCACAAGAGCCUGUGGUCAGAAUGAGUCUGAGAAGAGAAAGACUGUCUUCAGUAACACACGUCACCGCCAGAGGGAACCGGCGUGUCUCGAGCCCCAUCAGCACCUCUAACUUUGAGGCCCAUUUAACUAAACUUCGAGCAGACUCCAACUACCUCCUUUCUGAGGAAUAUGAGGACCUGAAGGACGUUGGUCGUAACCAGCCUCAAGACUCGGCGUUAUUGCCUGAAAACAGAGGCAAAAACCGCUACAACAAUAUACUGCCUUAUGAUUCCACGCGAGUGAAGCUGUCCUAUGUUGACGACGACUCCUGCUCAGAUUAUAUCAACGCCAGCUAUAUUCCUGGCAAUAACUUCCGGCGGGAGUACAUCGCGACCCAGGGACCUUUACCCGGCACUAAAGACGACUUCUGGAAGAUGGUGUGGGAGCAGAACGUGCACAACAUCGUGAUGGUGACGCAGUGUGUUGAGAAGGGACGGGUGAAGUGUGACCACUACUGGCCGUUCGACCAGGAGCCGCUGUACUACGGAGAUCUGAUCGUCCAGAUGCAGUCGGAGUCUGUGCUGCCGGAGUGGACCAUCCGAGAGUUCAAGAUCUGUAAUGAGGAACACCUCAGCUACUCCAGGGUGGUGCGUCAGUUCCAUUACACUGUGUGGCCGGAUCACGGAGUGCCAGAGAUCACGCAGUCCCUCAUUCAGUUCGUGCGGACCGUGAGAGACUACAUCAACCGCUCACCCUUCUCUGGAGCCACUGUAGUGCACUGCAGUGCUGGAGUGGGCCGCACCGGGACCUUCAUCGCCCUGGACAGAGUCCUUCAGCAGCUCGACACCAGGGACACGGUGGACAUCUACAGCUCUGUGUUCGACCUGAGGCUUCAUCGCACACAUAUGGUGCAGACAGAGUGCCAGUACUCGUAUCUCUACCAGUGUGUGCGAGACGUGCUGCGUGCCAGAAAACUGCGCAGUGAACAAGAAAACCUCCUCUAUCCCAUCUAUGAGAAUGUGCAUCCGGAUCAGCAUAGAGAUGGGAUCUACUCCAAGCGCUGAUCUGACACUGGAGAAAAAAGGGGCCAAACACUUUAAUGUCAAACUUGCAUGUAAAAAUCUGAAAUUAAUUUUAUAUGAAGGUAAUGCUAUGUAACUAGAUGUAACAGAAUUAUAUCAUGUACAUAUAUUAUUCAAUAUUAAUUCAGAGUUUAUGCUAAACUUGCUUAAUAUAAUAUGCAUCACUAAUUAAAAGCUUAUUUUAUAUGAAUAAACAUAUUCUGAAACAACA
This is a messenger RNA of Pimephales promelas (fathead minnow), 7711 nucleotides long. It is a transcript of the gene ptprbl, whose product is annotated as protein tyrosine phosphatase receptor type B, like. Gene Ontology annotation, biological process: angiogenesis; peptidyl-tyrosine dephosphorylation involved in inactivation of protein kinase activity. The record is from RefSeq and is a predicted model, not a curated record. NCBI's taxonomy places the organism in Eukaryota, Metazoa, Chordata, Actinopteri, Cypriniformes, Leuciscidae. Gene Ontology annotation, molecular function: protein tyrosine phosphatase activity; cadherin binding. Gene Ontology annotation, cellular component: signaling receptor complex.